AUGGGUCAUCACCGAUUCUUGCCCCUAGGCCACAUUUGGAGAAAGAAAAAGAGUAUUUUUAAUGGCAGCACAGAGCAUCGUGGCCGCCCACCUCAGCAGUUGUCAGGAGAAGAUAUACUUAAUCAACUGCAGAAUAUUCCAGAUAUUGAUUUUGGCAAAUCUACAAAGAAGAGAAAGCGUACCACUGAUGAGUUAAAUUGGACCAAAAGAAGUAUCUUUUUCCAAUUGCCGUAUUGGUCAACUCUAAAGCUUAGACAUAACCUUGAUGUAAUGCACAUUGAGAAGAACAUAUGUGACAACAUCUUAGGAACUUUGAUGAAUAUUGCUAGGAAAACUAAAGAUCAUGUCAAUGCACGUCGUGACCUUUCCAAUCUCAAUAUAAAAAAAGAAUUACACUUGAUCCAGGAUGGACAACGCGUGAGUAUGCCACAUGCAUGUUACACCUUGUAUGGAGCUGAGAGGGCAGGUUUUUGUAAAUGGUUGAAUGAUGUCAAGUUUCCAGAUGGCUUCGCUUCUAAUAUUGCGAGAUGUGUGAGUGUUGUCGAUUGCAAAAUCUCUGGCAUGAAAAGUCAUGAUUGUCAUAUUUUUAUGCAAAGAUUAUUACCUGUUGCAAUUUGUGGAUACUUACGACAAGAUAUACGAUUAGCAUUGACUGAGUUGAGCACAUAUUUCAAAGAACUUUGUGCAAGAACUAUCAAGGUUGAUGUGUUAGAAUGGCUUCAGUCUGAUAUAGCCGUCAUUUUGUGCAAGCUAGAGAUGAUAUUUCCACCUACAUUCUUUGAUGUAAUGGUCUACCUAGCCUAUCAUUUGCCACAUGAGGCGCUGCUUGCAGGGCCAGUUCAAUAUAGGUGGAUGUACCCUUUCGAACGGUAUCUUGGAAAAUUUAAGAGAUACGUUAAGAAUAAGGCCCGUCCGGAAGGUUCAAUUGCAGAGGCCUGUAUUCAUGUAGAAUGUUUGAAUUUUUGUUCCAUGUACCUCCAUGAUGUCGAAUCUAGAUUCAAUCCUCAAGAAUGGAACUUUGAUGGAGGAGAAGAUGGUGUAGGAGAAGGACUAAGUAUUUUUAGACAGAAGAGAGAUCGGACAAUACCUGAAAUUCAAAAUCUACGUGUUAACAAUCCUGGUGAUGUUUCGGAUGAUCUAUAUGCACUUGCAUGUGGUCCUGACCCUUGGGUUGUGUCUUAUUCUGGUUGCAUCAUGAAUGGCAUACGAUUUCACACGAGGCAACGUGAAGCACAUCGUAGGACCCAAAAUUCAGGUGUCCUGGUCAUUAGUGAACUAGAUGCUCAAAGUGUUGACUUCUAUGGUGUUCUAACAAACAUCUUGGAAGUUCGCUACAUGGGAUGGCGCCGUGUGUACUUAUUCAAAUGUGACUGGUUCGACAUCUCUGAUUCUAGACGAGGGAUACGUGUGGAUGAUCAUCUUACUAGUGUGAAUAUGUCUCUGACAUUUUAUAAGGACGAGCCAUUUGUUUUGGCGUGCCAAGCUUCACAGGUGUUCUACUUAAAAAAUCGUAUGAUCCCUGGUAAUUGGUAUGCAGUACAAAAGGUUGUCAAUAGAAAUGUGUAUGAUCUUCCCCUCAGAAAUUUGAUUGAAGAAGAUGCUUACGAUGCUAGUGACGUGGAGGCGUACCAAGAGGAUGAUUCUUUUGAAGAAUACAUAUUAGUCCAUGCUGAUGACAAUGGACUAGUUAACCCCAUGCACAGGCUUGAUGUCGAGCCCACUCAGAUUGAUGCAUCAUUAGUAAUGGAAGCUGAAAAUCACAACCUUGAUGUCAGAACAUUUAUCAACGACGAUAGCAGCGAAUCUAGUUCCCCUUACAACACCAAACACGAGGGAAGCACGGAAGAAGAUAGUCUCUCGACGGACGAAGAGGCAAACUAG
This is a messenger RNA of Carya illinoinensis, 1881 nucleotides long. RefSeq lists its product as uncharacterized. The record is from RefSeq and is a predicted model, not a curated record. The coding region runs from base 1 to 1881 and encodes 626 amino acids. Lineage: Eukaryota; Viridiplantae; Streptophyta; Magnoliopsida; Fagales; Juglandaceae. The transcript is spliced from 3 exons.